Molecule: messenger RNA, 1389 nt
Organism: Prunus persica (peach)
Lineage: Eukaryota; Viridiplantae; Streptophyta; Magnoliopsida; Rosales; Rosaceae
Exons: 7
Coding region: 184-993 (269 amino acids)
Source: RefSeq, a predicted model, not a curated record
AAUGCUUAAAAUUUUCAGUUCCCAUUUUAAAAGAUCAUCAAAAGUUAAACCAAAACCCAAAGAAGGUUGGCACCACAACAAACACAUUCGAAUAUUUAGAAGAAGAGGAAAGGCAGGGACACACACGGGCAGAAUAGGAGUGACCUUUUCUUUACGGGGAAAGAGAGAGAGAGAGAGAGAGAGAUGGUGUGGAUGGCAACUCAAAAGCUUGCAAUUAGAGGGAAGAGAAGGCGUAUAUGGGGAGGAGCGUUUCUGUGUUGGGUUUUCUUAAUGUUGGUCACUCCCAAGAUUUCUCACUCCCCCAAACACCAUCUCUACGCUGACAUGCGCAAUUUCCUUGGAGUGCCUAAUACAUUGAAUGUGAUCACCAAUUUCCCCUUUUUGGUUGUUGGUGUUCUGGGUUUUGUUCUUUGUUGCCAAGGGGGCCUUUUCAACAUCAGUUUGCCUGGUGAAGUUUGGGGUUGGGCACUAUUCUAUGCUGGAAUAGCAGGGCUGGCUUUUGGGUCUGCUUAUUAUCAUUUGAAGCCCGAUGAUAGUAGAGUAACGUGGGACACCUUGCCGAUGAUGAUUGCAUACUCCUCUCUUUUCUCUAGUUUUAUUGUGGAGAGAGUGGGAGAGAGGAUCGGUUUAAGUAGUCUAUUUGCACUCCUUUUCAUUGCUUUUCUUAGUACUGCAUAUGACAGAACAUAUAAUGAUAUCAGAUUGUACAUGAUGUUCCAGUUGAUUCCAUGUAUAGCAAUUCCAGGGAUGUGCUUUGUGUUUCCACCCAAAUAUACUCACUCAAGAUAUUGGCUUUGGGCCGGAGGGGUUUACCUUCUCUCCAAAUUUGAAGCUGUUGCUGACAUGAAAAUUUACCAUGCAAAUCAUUACAUUAUCAGUGGGCACUCUUUGGAGCAUUUGUGUUUAGUGAUGGUCCCUGUUCUGCUCAGUAUUAUGCUCAUGCAUAGAAACAUUAAGUGUCAAAGAAUAGGUGCCAUUAAAGAAUGCUCAUGAAGUCGGCAAGGCAGAGAUGAUGAUGACGUGUUCUGUGCAGCGGCUACUGGAUGCUCGAAAGAUUUCUGUAAAUGAGGAGUCAUUGGAGGUAAAGAGUGAUCUGUAGUGUUCUCCAAUGUUUAGUCAAACAUGUCUCUGCCAUUGAGCAAAUUAGAUUAAUCAAUUUUGACUUGGAUAAACAUGUCUCCCCUUUUUCAUGAACUGCUUUCUUCUGCUGGCUGGCCUGUCCAUUACAGAUUGUAAGAAGAAGUGAUUAGCUUAAUAGGGCAUAGUUUUGCUGGAGUUGAAUCACUUGAUUAAAGAUUGACUUAAUUAUGAACAGCGUAAGAAGAUUAGAACAUUAUUUUUGUUGGAUUUUGAGAGUGCAAUGAUUAGAUUCCACAAAUUCCUCCUCUA